Messenger RNA from Phaeoacremonium minimum UCRPA7, 1464 nucleotides. Its product is annotated as putative zinc metallopeptidase protein. The transcript has a single exon. Gene Ontology annotation, molecular function: hydrolase activity, acting on carbon-nitrogen (but not peptide) bonds, in cyclic amidines. The record is from RefSeq and is a predicted model, not a curated record. Bases 1 to 1464 code for a protein of 487 amino acids. NCBI's taxonomy places the organism in Eukaryota, Fungi, Ascomycota, Sordariomycetes, Togniniales, Togniniaceae.
AUGCCAUUAUGCAUCAUGGCAGCCUCUAUGAAUACCGAUGGCACGAAGCUGGAGAAAGUCUGCUUUCCCCUCCACGAAGAUCCGGCGGCGAAGUGGGAUGUCAAAAUCGAGGGCGGUUGUGCAAGCUUCACCAAUGCGUCCACUGCGAAUCAUGCCUCUGGGCUAAUACUCCCACCUUUAUGUCACCCUCAUAUCCAUCUAGAUAAGGCGUACAUCCUGACAGGCAACAACAACCAGCCAAACCAAAGCGGAUGGCCCGACUACUCUGAUCUCUUGCCAACAACUGGAUCCUUCAGCGAGGCUUUGCAAAACACCACCGAGGCAAAGAACCGCUACACUCGAGAGGACCUCCAGCUGAGAGGGAACCAGCUCAUUGCCAGCUGCGUGAAACAUGGCGUCACCUCGAUGCGCGCCUUUGCUGAGGUCGACCAUGUUACGCAGUCUCUUGCCUUGAGCGAGGCUAUACGGCUAAAACGUGAAUGGGAUCAUCUGAUGGAUGUCCAGAUUUGUGCUUUUGCUCAAGAUCCCUUAUUCUCUACUGAACACGGCGAGCGUAACCGACAAGAGAUAUCACAGGUCUUGACCUCGCAGCUGAGGGAGAAUAUUGGUGCUAUAGGCACGACACCUUAUGUCGAGGACAGCCGGGAAGCGGCCUUGCAAAAUAUCGAAUUCGCCAUCGACUCGGCCCUCACUCACAGAAUGCAUUUGGACUUCCAUCUAGACUACAACCUGAAGGAGCCAUCGGGCGACCAGGCGCCGCUGAUAUACGACGUUAUUGAGAAACUCAAGGAGCACGACUGGCUGAAGAAUGCAGACCCGAACAGGACCAUCGUCCUGGGCCACUGCACUCAACUCACGCAGCUGAGCAACGCCGAAAUGUCCCGGCUGGCCGAGCUGAUCACCGGCAGCAAGCUCCCAAUCCACUUCGUGGGACUGCCGACGAGUGACCUCUACAUGAUGGGCCGACCAUCUGCACCGCUCACAGACGCCUCAGCGUCCUCGCAGAAUCGGCCGCGCGGGACCUUGAACGUCCCGUCGCUGAUCAAAGACCACGGACUGAACGCCUGCCUGGGCGUCAACAACGUCGGCAACGCCUUCACCCCCUACGGCACCGGCGACCCCCUGCAGCUCGCCUCGUGGGGCGUCGGGCUCUACCACGCCGGGACGGUCGAGGAUGCCCGGCUGCUGUACGGCUGCGUGAGCUGGCGCGCGAGAGCGGCGAUCGGGCUCAGCGACCCGGACGGCGAGGGCGCCGACUACAACGCGCCUUCGGAGACGGGCCGGAUGUGGAAGCCCGCGCUGCUCAUCCGCAACGAGAGCUCCCACCGGUUCGACACCGCCAACGCGCGCGGCGAUGGCGUCCGCCCGUGGGUCGUGCCGGCGCGGCAGCGGCGGAGCAUCCAGGACGUGGUGUGGGAUCCGCCCGAGACUUCGCUGCGUAGCACCGUGAGGUACAGCUCAUAG